Sardina pilchardus (European sardine) is the source of this 2508-nucleotide messenger RNA. RefSeq names its product transmembrane channel-like 1 (gene tmc1). Gene Ontology annotation, cellular component: plasma membrane. The record is from RefSeq and is a predicted model, not a curated record. The coding region runs from base 10 to 2508 and encodes 832 amino acids. Gene Ontology annotation, molecular function: mechanosensitive monoatomic ion channel activity. Lineage: Eukaryota; Metazoa; Chordata; Actinopteri; Clupeiformes; Clupeidae. The transcript has 20 exons. Gene Ontology annotation, biological process: vestibular reflex; detection of mechanical stimulus involved in sensory perception of sound.
CGCAGGAGGAUGCCUCGCGACAAGCUCGUCGCCUCCGAGAGUGAUGUCAGCAUUGAGGUGAAUGCAGGUAAGAAUCUUGAGCAAUCUGAGAAAGAGCAGCGGAGAAGGAAGGCCAAGAGACGGAGAGAUAAAGAGGAAGAGAAGACGGGAAUAGAGGAAGACGGCGAAGAGGUGGACAAAGAGAUCCAAAGGCGGAGAAAGCAUGGGAGGAAUGGAAGAGCGAGGGAGCUUAAGGAAGAGAAAGAGGAGGAGAACAGGAAUCACCGGAGACAAAGACCGUCUAAAACAGAGGAGGAAAUAACGACCAGUCGGAAGAAAGCCAAGAAGAAACCGGACGAUGAAGCACAGAAGACAGACAAAGGGAAGAAAAAAAGAAAGAAAGUGGAAACCAGUUCUGAAUCCUCUGAGGUGGAGGAACUAGUUGAGGAAGAGGAGGAGGAGGAAGAGGAGGAGGACGCGGUGGUGGUGGUGGGGGCGCUGACUCCUGAGGAGCUGGAGAAGCUGAAGGAGGCGGUGGACGAGAGGAAGAAGCUCAUCGGCACGCUCAGAGGGAAGCCCUGGCCCAUGAUGAAGAAGCUCCAAACCCUCAAGGAAUCUCAGGAGUUUGUGGAGAAAUAUGAGGGUGCUCUUGGGAUAGGAAGGGGCAGAAAGCUGUAUGCCUACAAAGUCAUGAUGCAAAAGAAAUGGAUGAAGUUCCUACGUGACUUUGAGAACUUCAAGACAGCAUGCAUCCCAUGGGAAAUGAAGAUCAAAGACAUAGAAAGUCAUUUUGGGUCCUCUGUUGCAAGCUACUUCAUCUUCCUCAGAUGGAUGUAUGGGAUUAACAUGAUUCUCUUUGGACUCAUGUUCGGCCUGGUCAUGGUUCCAGAGGCGCUGAUGGGGCGGCCGUAUGGGAGCAUUCCCAGGAAGACUGUUCCCAGAGCGGACGAAGCAAGUGCCAUGGACUUUGCCGUCUUGUGGGAUUUUGGGGGGUAUGCCAAGUACUCUGUCCUCUUCUACGGCUACUACAACCACCAGCGGACUAUUGGCUGGCUGAAGUUUCGCAUGCCUCUCUCCUACUUCCUGGUCGGGGUCGGCAUGGUGGCCUACAGCUACAUGGUGGUCAUUCGGAAGAUGGCCCGCAACGCCAAUGAGCAAGGGGGCGGAGAUGACACCAGUUUCAACUUCAGCUGGAAGAUGUUCACCAGCUGGGACUACCUCAUCGGGAACCCUGAGACCGCAGACAACAAGUUUGCCUCCAUCACCACCAGCUUCAAGGAGGCCAUUGUGGAGGAACAGGAGAACAGGAAGGAUGAGAACAUCCACCUUACCCGCUUCCUCAGGGUCCUGGCCAACUUCCUGGUGCUCUGCUGCUUGGCAGGAAGUGGAUAUCUGAUCUACUUUGUCGUCAGGAGGUCUCAGAAGUUUGCCCUGGCGGGGCUGGAGAACUACGGCUGGUGGGAGAGAAAUGAAGUGAACAUGGUGAUGUCUCUGCUGGGGAUGUUCUGUCCCAUGCUGUUCGACGUGAUCAGCUCCCUGGAGAACUACCACCCCCGCGUCGCCCUCCAGUGGCAGCUGGGCCGCAUCUUCGCCCUGUUCCUGGGCAACCUCUACACCUUCAUCAUCGCCCUCAUGGACGAGAUCAACCUCAAAAGGAAAGAGGAGGAGGGUAUAAUCGCCAACAUGACGCUGUGGCAUGCCAGCCUGUACAACGGCACCCUGGGAGAGAACGCCACCACUCCUGUCAUCACUGUGGACCCAGCGGAUGUCCCCAGAGGGCCCUGUUGGGAAACUAUGGUGGGACAGGAGUUUGUCCGCCUCAUCAUUUCUGACACCAUGACGACAUACGUGACCCUGCUGAUCGGGGAUUUCCUCAGGGCAUUGAUCGUUCGCUUCCUCAACUACUGCUGGUGCUGGGACCUGGAGUACGGCUUUCCCUCCUAUUCAGAGUUUGAUGUCAGCGGAAAUGUCCUGGGGUUAAUCUUUAAUCAGGGAAUGAUCUGGAUGGGGGCAUUUUACGCGCCGUGUCUGCCAGCGCUGAACGUGCUGCGUCUGCACGUGUCCAUGUACCUGCAGUGCUGGGCGGUGAUGUGCUGCAACGUGCCCCAGGAGCGCGUCUUCAAGGCGUCCGGCUCCAACAACUUCUACAUGGCCAUGCUGCUGGUCAUUCUGUUCCUCUCCACCCUGCCCGCCAUCUACACCAUCGUCUCCAUCCCCCCCUCCUUCGACUGCGGACCCUUCAGUGGGAAAAGUCGGAUGUUUGACGUAAUCCAGGAGACCCUGGAGAAUGAUUUUCCAGCAUGGUUUGGGAAGGUGUUCAGCUAUGUGUCCAACCCUGGCCUAGUCCUGCCAUUCCUUCUGCUGAUGAUAUUAGCAAUAUACUAUCUUCACUCCAUAUCGAAGACAUACAAACAGUCCAACCUUGAUCUUAAAAAGAAACUUCAAACACAAAAUGAUGAAAAUAAAAAGAAGAACAAGAGGGCUGCUCUUAAGGCAGCGACUGACCUGGAGGAGGUAACAGAAGACUGA